AUGAUCACACGAUAUAGAAGCCACUAUUCUCGAACUAAAAACUCCUGCACCAGAUAUCUUCCACAACAUCUUAAUAUUACCACAAUGUACUUGCUUUAUACUGAAUGGUGUAGAAAAGAAAAUAAAACUACUGUUAAAGAAUCAUACAACAGACGUAUUUUCGUCAACGAAUUCAACCUUAAAUUUCACAAGCCUCAUUCUGUUACCUACCAUACCUGCGACAGGUUAAACAAUAUGAUGAUUAUUAGUCCAGAUGAAGAAGUUAAGAGGCAAAGUAAAACUAACCUUACGCUACACCAAAAAAGGGUUGAAGCUAUAAAACAGACGAAAAAUGUUGAUACCAGUUACGGUAAAUUAAUUCCGGCAAAGUGA
Messenger RNA from Psylliodes chrysocephalus, 372 nucleotides. The record is from the annotation of a GenBank genome assembly. NCBI's taxonomy places the organism in Eukaryota, Metazoa, Arthropoda, Insecta, Coleoptera, Chrysomelidae.